CCCAUAGUUCAGAUUGGAGACCACGUGUCAAUCCAACUGCAUCAGCCUUUUGCUCAAUGUCUUAUUGAUGAGGCAGAGCAGCUGCACAGGAAGGAAACAAAGGAGACAAAUCAGUUGUCCAUGUUCCUGUCAUUUCAUCCCGUGCCCAAAGAUUCGUGGUUCCGUUCAGUCACCUGAAGAUCCAGGGCAGCAACUCCCAGUCCUCAGUAGACGUCAUCCUCUAAUCGAGGGGCUGCUGACCAAGACAAGGGGCAAUGUGCAACAGGGCACAUGCGUGAUCAUUCUGGACCAAUAGGGCAGAAAGUUGUGAACUUCUAUCCUUGGCCGAUUACAGUCGUAGAGCCAUACGGCUCGGAAACCGGCCCCUUGGUCCAACCAGUCUGUGCUGAUCAUAAUCCCAAACAUUUCAUGUACUUACCUAAAUGUCUUUUAAAUGAUGUAACUGUACCCGCACCCACCACUUCCUCUGGGAGUUCAUUCCACUCUCUGGGGCUUUUUAAAUCUUUCUCCUCUCACUUUAAAAAUGUGUCCCCUAGUCUUGAAAUUUCCGACCCUAAGAAAAAGACACCUGCCAUUCACCUUAUCUAUACCUCUUGUGAUUUUAUAAACAUCUGUAAGGUCACCUGUCAACCUGCUGCACUCCAGUGAAAAAAGUUCCAUCCUAUCCACCUUCUCUGAUAACUUGCACCUUCCAUUCCUGAAUAUUAAAAGAAGAUUUGAAGACAGAAAAUCAAACCAAACAUCAUAUCAAAAAUCUGACAGGAUUAUUCAAGCUAUUUUCAUAGGACCUUAAAGAAGAAGGAUUUGCAGUCGGGAAACUGAAGCCGACUAUCACAUCAGGAUCUGAUGUAGCCUGGAUAUCAUCAGAUUUUGAACAUGGAAGGCAAAAGCAACAUUUACCGUGGGAAGAAACCAUACGUGUGUUCUGCUUGUGGUCGUGAUUUUAACCAAUCAUCCAGCCUGUCAGAACACAAAUGUGGUCACAACAGGCAGAAACCAUGGACAUGUGGGGACUGUGGGAAAGGAUUCAUUUCCCCAUCGAGGCUGGAGACCCAUCGUCGUAUUCACACUGGGGAGAGGCCAUUUGCCUGCACUGAAUGUGGGAAGGGAUUCACUCAGUUAUCCAACCUGCUGAGACACCAGCGAGUUCACACCGAUGAGAGACCAUUUAAAUGCCCAGAGUGUGGGAAAUGCUAUAAAAGUUCUGGGGAACUGAUUUGCCAUCAACGUGUGCACACCGAUGAGAGACCGUUCAAGUGCUCUCACUGUGGAACUGGGUUCAGAUGGUCAUCUCAACUCAUUGAACACCAGCGAGUUCACACUGGGGAGAGGCCAUUCACGUGCUCCAAGUGUGGGAAAGGUUUCACUCAUUUAUCCAACCUCCAGACACACCAGCGUGUCCACAUUGGAGAGAAACCAUUCACUUGCUCUGACUGUGGGAAGGGAUUCACUCAAUUAUCCCACCUACUCACGCACCAGCGAGUCCACACUGGAGAGAGGCCGUUCACCUGCUCAGAGUGUGGGAAGGGGUUCACUGCCUCAUCCAUCCUUAUGGCGCAUCAGCGGGUUCACACCGAUGAGACCCCAUUCAGGUGCUCUCAAUGUGGGACUGGGUUCAAACACUCAUCAAACCUCACUGUACACCAGAGAGUUCACAGUGGGGAGAGGCCAUUCACCUGCGCCAAGUGCGGGAAGGGAUUCACUCAGUCCUCUCACUUGCUGACACACCAGCGGGUUCACACUGGAGAGAGACCAUUCACCUGCUCCAAGUGUGGGAAGGGAUUUACCUGUUCAUCGCACCUGCUGAGGCACCAGCGAGUUCACGAGUAACUGCAAUGAUUGGAUGAUGUUAAUUCAGACAUGAGAAUGGUUUAAUGUUGAUAAGGAAGGGCUGUUGGAUCUGAUGGCUGCUCUUAAACUUAAGGCACUGGGACUGGAUGAGAUGUAUCCAAUGACACUGAGAAUAAGCAAGGGUUUAAACUGGAGAGGCUGUAGCCAUAAUUUUUCAAUCUUGCUUACACUUGAGUGGUUCCAGAGGACUGAAAAAUGCAAGUUCUUUGUUAUCCCCUUGUCCAACAAUAAAUGUAGAGACACGCCCCGCAGGUACAGGUCGAUCAGGUUAAUUUUGUUGGUUGGGAAACUUUUAGAAGCGCACAUUUCAGAUCAAAGUAACAUGGAGCAUUGCUGGUUAAUUAGGGAGACUAUGAAUUUCUUAGGGCAAAGUGAUGUUGAACCAACUGGCUGGAGUCUGUUGAAGACGGCAUUGCUAUUGAUGCAGUGUACAUGGGCAAAUGGUGUGCAAACUUAGAGCUGAUUAAUUAAAAAGGGCAGUAACAAAUUGGAUACAGAACUGGCUGAGUGGGAGGAAACUGACAGUAGCGCUUCAGGAACGUUUGGAGUGGCAUUCUCCAAGGGUCAGUAUUGAGACAUAUUUUCAUACAUAGUCAUAAAUUGAUAAUUAAAAUAAACCUUAAUGUAUUAAACAGCCCAACAAUCAUUAAACAUAAAGGUGAUUACUGCUAUAAUCAUGUGAUUUGACCGAGCAGUAAGCUUCCAAAAAUUUGUUUAGAAAUCCCCAAGUCAGCAGGAUAAUCAGCAGCUCAUGUACCUCCUAACAGGACUGGAAAUGUUAAUUGUAAUAUAAACUGCCAUAAAGACAGAUUGUCCCCAAUGAAAACACCAACCACAAAAGAAUUGUAAGUUAUCUGUCUCCUGUAAAGAUGUUAAUAACUUUACUAAACCUCUGAGUUUGGCUAAUGUUAGUUGCUUAUUUGCAUUGCGAGACUUUGUCUUGAUGGCCAGUGUUCCAGUCCUACUGCCACCAUCCCCGAAAGAAAGGGCUUCAUCACAUGACUCCCAUGUUGCUGAACUCACAUGCCUUCCACAGUUUUGAAAUAGCUGUCUGUAAAAUGGUCAGUGUUGCUUCAUACAGCAUCUAUUGUUGAUAGCCAAACUCUUAACCCCAGUGAUGAAGGUAGAACCUCUCAUCUGUAAAAAACAGCCAGCAAACAGUAUUUGUGCUCUUUGCAAGUACUUCCACUGAAAUGGCAAAGUAGAAUUUACAUCUCAGCACUAUUCCUCAGAUGACAGUCAACGACAUUUUAAUGGGAAUAAACUGUUUACAGUUCACAAACCGCAGGCUAGCCAACUAACUGCUCCCACAAAGGAAUUCCAGACUGCUAACUCCAAACUACAGACACUGAUAGACUGCUGAGCCUCAGUUGUGUUUGUAUUUAAUUUGUUGCUGAUGGACAAAUGUCUUUAUUCUUUUUGAUUUGUAUCUCCUCUUGCAUGUUUGUGACUGUGCCUCUGUUGUGAAGUAUCCCCUCUCUGGCAUCUGAGAGUAUGUCAAAUAAAAUUUCAUUCUAGUUUAACUUUA
Messenger RNA from Stegostoma tigrinum, 3379 nucleotides. RefSeq names its product zinc finger protein 239-like. Gene Ontology annotation, molecular function: recombination hotspot binding; histone H3K36 methyltransferase activity; histone H3K4 methyltransferase activity. The record is from RefSeq and is a predicted model, not a curated record. Bases 877 to 1830 code for a protein of 317 amino acids. NCBI's taxonomy places the organism in Eukaryota, Metazoa, Chordata, Chondrichthyes, Orectolobiformes, Stegostomatidae. Gene Ontology annotation, cellular component: nucleus. Gene Ontology annotation, biological process: positive regulation of reciprocal meiotic recombination. The transcript has 3 exons.